UUUACAAUUCAGUUGGCUUUGAGUCCUUGCUACAUUCGUAUCGAAUUCGGAUCCGGAGUCAGAAUUGCAUCCCCGUCCCUUCCAUCCGCCAGUUCCUUCACGGAAGGCUGAGCAGAUACAGUAGCUCGAAGAGCUUGCAGUUUAAACUUUAAGGCGAAUUCGAAGUCCGUGUGAGUUAGAAGCCAGAUUUGAUGGAAAUAUUCAAUUCCAACGCGGUUCCGUUACUUGAAAAGUGUGCUGGCUGGUCCUGUCGGGUCGGGUGAGCGCCCAAGGACUUCUGCCAGAGCUGCAAAAACACGACCAGGCAGAAACAAUAUGUGUGCAAUAACAAGAAACGUGACAGCAACGUGCCAAUAGGCGAAGGCAUUGAAAAGCUGACAGAAAAGUAUUCGGACAUCCUAAGAAAAUAUUGCAGAAGGAUUCUGCGAUGCAUUUCUGGAUUGACAAACGCUCGCAGCAAUGCGGGUUCGGACGUUCCCGGGUGGCGGCCUCCCUGUCACACGCCGGAGGCGGUCUCAGCUACGCCCACCCGCCAAGGCGAAGUAAGACCACCAGCUGCAGCAGCCAGCCUGCAGUGCACCGAUCCCUGCCCCAGACUCCCUACGACAUCCAGCCAGGCACGAGCCGCCAGUCGCAAUAUGGCAACAACAACUUACUCCACGGCCAGCAGCAGAACCUGUUGCAACAACAUUCCAGCACCAGCAACAACAACAAUGCCAACAUGGGCACCAGCCAUCUCACAACCACCGGAACAGCCACUGCCAGCAACAACAACAACGCCAGCGGAACCGCAUCCUCUGCCGCUGUCCUCACCGGCAGCGGAACUAUCAUUCCCCUAGUGGCACGUGGCUCACACCACCACCCGCACAACACGCGACACCAGCCGAGGAGCCAGCAACAAUUGGUGCAGCAACAUCAGCACCAACAGGCACAGCAGCAACAUCAGCCUUACCAACACUACAGCUACCACCACCCACAGUUCGGCAACAUGGCAGUGCCUGUGAGGCAGCAUCAGCAGCCGUUGCCGCCGCAGCAGCCACAUUCCGGGUACGUCUAUGCGGACGAUGGCUACAGCACCUACCAUCACGCCCCCUCUCAUCAGCAGCACAGUAGCAACUAUAUUAGCAGCGCCAGCAGCAACACCCGACAAUCAAACGCGUAUGCCACGCCCCGUCGCCACAACUCCAGCAGUAACAUGCGACAUCCUGCCACCGUGGCGGUAUCCUCGACCCCAGCAUCUGCACCAAUCGCCUCGAAUGCACCAACGGCAACUUCCCAAAUCGUCCCGCAGACGACCCACAGCAAUCAGUUGCAGCAGCAACACCACGCCCUGCUCCAGCACGCUGACUCCCAGCUGCUGCCUAGCCACUUGAAGUGCGGCAUGUGUGCCUCUCUAGUCCUGGCCUCGGUGUUCGUGGCGGGAACCAAGUUCUACUUCGACCACCAAGGCACUGGCCUGGAGGUAAUAAUCUUCUGCGCCUUUUCUGCCACUUUCUUUCUAGCCGCCUGCCUGGUCAGCCUUUGCCGCAUCCCCAAGGGCUUGCUCUCCAGCUCGGGUCGCACCGAGAGUCGGGCGGCAGUGUGCCACUCCCGCGGCAUCCCGGGGACGAGACGCGGGUCAGGCGAGGAUGGGACACCAGCGGCCGGUUGUUUGUUAGAGAUGAGCGACGUGCGGUAUCUGGAGGAGCGGCAAGGAGUCGCUGGGGACCCUGCGGUAGCCGCGGCUGGUCCGCCCCCUUACCAUAUAGCCAUCUUGCUGCCGGAGCAGACGUCGGGGCCGUUGGGGAAACAACUGCCGCUGGACGAGUCGCCUCCACCAUCCUACGACAAGAUUCUCGUCUAGGCUCAGCGGAAACCAGCGGAAGAGAGCUAUGGAACCUUGAUCGCGGUCGUAGAUACCCAAUGCCAAAACUCUUGCUCAGUAUUUUUCUAAAAGAAUAUCACAUUUUUUAUGGACAUUUACACGGCAUAGUUAUAUAUCAGGAAUACAUAUACGCAUACACGAAUAUUUAAUUUUAAGCUCCGAGUAAAAUAUUUACACUUCUAAGCUCCGAACUAGAUUCCAGUCACUUUCCCACUAGACCCCAGAACUUCUUCUACUGUCAUUUUUGUUCUGUGAUAUGCUCAAGAGAUCAAUAAUCAUAAGCUAUAACGACCGUACUUUUAAUCAUUAGCGACAACAAGCAAGCCAAUGCAACGAGAAAUAAACUUAGACAUAAAGGAUAACAGAUACAGAGAGUAAUCGCAUUAAACAGCAUUAAAGGAAACCUAAGAAUCAAGUAAACAAAUCAUAGGCGCAUUCAACUACCAAAGCCGAAUGCCAUAUAUUAUGUGAAUGAAGUACAUAUUCA
This is a messenger RNA of Drosophila bipectinata, 2351 nucleotides long. Its product is annotated as probable serine/threonine-protein kinase tsuA. The record is from RefSeq and is a predicted model, not a curated record. NCBI's taxonomy places the organism in Eukaryota, Metazoa, Arthropoda, Insecta, Diptera, Drosophilidae.